Messenger RNA from Coregonus clupeaformis (lake whitefish), 1666 nucleotides. RefSeq names its product gastrula zinc finger protein XlCGF57.1-like. Gene Ontology annotation, cellular component: nucleus. NCBI's taxonomy places the organism in Eukaryota, Metazoa, Chordata, Actinopteri, Salmoniformes, Salmonidae. Gene Ontology annotation, molecular function: RNA polymerase II cis-regulatory region sequence-specific DNA binding; DNA-binding transcription factor activity, RNA polymerase II-specific. The transcript is spliced from 2 exons. The record is from RefSeq and is a predicted model, not a curated record. Gene Ontology annotation, biological process: central nervous system development; regulation of transcription by RNA polymerase II. The coding region runs from base 10 to 1497 and encodes 495 amino acids.
GAGGAGGAGAUGACUGUCGCAGUGAAAGAAGAAGAAGAGACUGGAGAUCUGAUUAACAACAGAGAGAGACCAGACUCUCAUUCUGACAGACGCAAGAAGAGUUCUUCGGGGGAACCAGACCCAGAGACGGCCAAACCAGUGAGACGACACCACUGCUCCCAGUGUAGUUUGAGUUUUAAGUGGUUAUGGAAGCUUAUACAGCAUGAGGGGACACACACAUGGGAGAAACCACACCCCUGCUCCCAGUGUGGAAAGAGAUUUACCCUGUUAGGGAACCUGAAAAAGCAUAAAGGAAUACACACAGGAGAAAAGCCUUUCCAAUGUUCCCAGUGUGGAAAGAGAUUUUCACGAUCAGAGCACCUAAAAUCACAUGGUAGGACACACACUGGGGAGAAACCACACCACUGCUCCCAGUGUGGAAAGAGAUUUACCCAGUUAGGGAGCCUGAAAAAGCAUAAAGGAAUACACACAGGAGAAAAGCCUUUCCAAUGUUCCCAGUGUGGAAAGAGAUUUUCAGGUUUACAGCACCUAAAAUCACAUGAGAGGACGCACACAGGUGAGAAACCACACCAUUGUGCCCUGUGUGGAAAGGAUUUUACCCAGUUAGGGAACCUAAAAACGCAUGAGAUGAAACACACAGGCGAAAAGCCUUUCCAAUGUUCCCAGUGUGGAAAAAGAUUUUCACGAUCACAGGAACUAAAAUCACACGAGAGGACACACACGGGGGAUAAACCACACCACUGCUCCCAUUGUGGAAAGGGUUUUACCCAAUUAGGGAACCUGAACAAACAUAAGAGAAUACACUCUGGAGAAAAGCCUUACCACUGCGCCCAGUGUGGAAAGCGUUUUACCCAGUUAGGGAACCUGAACAACCAUAAAAUAAUACACACAGAAGAAAAGCCUUUCCAAUGUUCCCAGUGUGGAAAGAGAUUUACCCUGUUAGGGAACCUGAAAAAGCAUAAAGGAAUACACACAGGAGAAAAGCCUUUCCAAUGUUCCCAGUGUGGUAAGAGAUUUUCACGAUCAGAGCACCUAAAAUCACAUGGUAGGACACACACUGGAGAGAAACCACACCACUGCUCCCAGUGUGGAAAGAGAUUUACCCAGUUAGGGAGCCUGAAAAAGCAUAAAGGAAUACACACAGGAGAAAAGCCUUUCCAAUGUUCCCAGUGUGGAAAGAGAUUUUCAGGUUUACAGCACCUAAAAUCACAUGAGAGGACGCACACAGGGGAGAAAUCACACCAUUGUGCCCUAUGUGGAAAGGAUUUUACCCAGUUAGGGAACCUAAAAAAGCAUGAGAUGAAACACACAGGUGAAAAGCCUUUCCAAUGUUCCCAGUGUGGAAAAAGAUUUUCAGGUUUACAGCACCUAAAAUCACAUGAGAGGACGCACACAGGGGAGAAACCGCACCACUGCUCCCAUUGUGAAAAGAGUUUUACCCAGUUAGGAAGCCUGAACAAACAUAAGAAGAGAAUACACUCUGGAGAGAAAUCUUAACAUACUUUCCUGGACAGAGGACCUUAAAUCACAUGACAGAAUAGAGAGGCUGUGUUCUGACUUAUUUAUUUAUUUUUAAAUGAAAUCACAUUGUUUAUGAUAUUGUCCCCUGUAGCUCAGUUGGUAGAUUAUGGCGCUUGCAACGCCAGGGUUGUGGGUUCCUUUCCCA